Messenger RNA from Ipomoea triloba (trilobed morning glory), 1830 nucleotides. RefSeq names its product COBW domain-containing protein 1. The transcript has 10 exons. Bases 377 to 1522 code for a protein of 381 amino acids. Gene Ontology annotation, cellular component: cytoplasm. The record is from RefSeq and is a predicted model, not a curated record. NCBI's taxonomy places the organism in Eukaryota, Viridiplantae, Streptophyta, Magnoliopsida, Solanales, Convolvulaceae.
GUUGGCUCGCCUCGCCUAAAAUUGGCGAGGAGAGUUCGGGCGUCGCCUAGUCGUCUAGGCGACGCCCAAAGAUGCCUAACCCGGUGUCGACCCGGGUUUUUGUAUUUUUUUUUAAAAAUCUAACCCUAAUACAAAAUACACCAACCUAAGCCACUUCUCAACUCAUUUGGAGUUUCCUUGAGUUCAUUUCGAGACCAGCCACCAUCUCCGUUCGCCACCAACCAUCAGUGCCGACCGCCGACCACUAACCACAACUCAGCCACCAGCCACCACCGACCACCACUCAGCCACCACCACUCGCCAUCAACCACCAGCCACUCAUAGUUCACUGCCUUGCUGUUUUCCCAAGAAAUUUCAAACUCCUACGACACUGACCAUGGAAGAAGACGGCGAAGAACCACCACUUGCUGUUGAGAUUACUGCUGCUGUCAAUGAAAGCACUCCUCACCCAUCUACCCAAAUCAAUCACCAGCCAGAAACAACCGAUGCCCCUCCAGUCGGUGUUACUGUCAUCACAGGCUACCUCGGCGCCGGCAAAUCAACUCUGAUAAAUUACAUAUUGAGUGCACAACAUGGGAAGAAAAUAGCAGUAAUACUCAAUGAGUUCGGGGAGGAGUUGGGAGUGGAGAGAGCGAUGAUUAAUGAAGGAGAAAGUGGUGGGCUUGUGGAGGAGUGGGUGGAGCUUGCAAAUGGCUGCAUUUGCUGUACUGUGAAGCAUAGCUUGGUUCAAGCUCUAGAGCAGCUUGUUCAGAGGAAAGAAAGACUUGACCAUAUAUUGCUAGAGACUACAGGUUUGGCAAACCCUGCACCUCUGGCAUCUGUUCUUUGGUUGGAUGAUCAACUAGAAUCAGCUGUCAAGCUUGACUCCAUUAUUACUGUUGUUGAUGCAAAAAACCUUCGUUAUCAGCUGAAGGUGCACCAUGAAUCAUCUUCAUUUCCUGAAGCAUACUUGCAAAUAGCAUAUGCGGAUGUUGUGAUUCUUAACAAGAUUGAUCUGGUAUCUCAAGAGGGUUCUGGAUCAGCUCUAGAUGAACUGGAGAAGGAGAUACACAAUAUUAAUUCCCUUGCCAAUAUUAUUCAUUCUGUUCGUUGUCAAGUUGACUUGUCUAAAAUACUGAAUUGCCAAGCAUAUGAUCCAACACAUGUAACUCACUUGGAAGCAUUGUUAGAAGCAAAUAAAUCUCUAACUACUCGAGAUCUUCAUGAUACUGGUGUCCGAACGUUAUGCAUUUGUGAGUCACAGCAGAUCAAUCUUGACAAGAUUCGUGUGUGGCUUGAGGAACUCCUUUGGGACAAAAAGUAUGGCAUGGACAUAUAUCGCUGCAAGGGAAUUUUAAGAGUCAUGAAUUCAGAUCAGCUCUAUACUCUGCAGGGUGUGAGAGAGAUCUACGAGAUUGUUCCAACUCGGGACUGGAGAAAUGGAGAAAACCAAAUGAACAAAAUAGUUUUCAUAGGUAAAUCAUUAAAUGAAGACAUUUUGUUGGAUUCUCUAAGAGCUUGUGUAGUGGAAACCUCAACCUGAGCACAUAGAUGAGCUUCAUGGAAUUUAAUACUUGCACUAUGCUAAGUAAGAAAGAACCAUUGAUUAUAGGAGUUGUAGCUUGGUGUUGGCGCUCAAGUUAUUUGGUGAACUGCCUUUAUUUUUGGUUAGUUCAAUAUACACCAUAACUAUCUAAGCUUCAAUUUCAUAAUGUGCAUGAUGUAGAGUGUAGACAAGAAUUAUACUAUGCAUCUAUGCUCAUCUCAAGACUAGUUUUAUACAUUUUGAUGCCAAACUUUUGUGUGUAAUUUGUUUUUUCCAAAGAGUUAAUUCCACUUGUACUCUCUUAA